This is a messenger RNA of Paramuricea clavata, 717 nucleotides long. NCBI's taxonomy places the organism in Eukaryota, Metazoa, Cnidaria, Anthozoa, Malacalcyonacea, Plexauridae. The record is from the annotation of a GenBank genome assembly.
AUGUCUAAUCAACGUUUGUCGUUAGAUAAAAGGACUUACACAGUCACAUUUAUUUUAUCGUUGGUUCUAUUAGUUUGUAUAGUACGUGUGUUUACUGGAAGCAAGAAAGACACGAAAUAUGAUGAUCUUAUAACCACUGGCGGUGCAAUACGGCGUUCUCUUUCUUUCACUAUUCCUUCUCAAAAAACAACAGUUUGUAAAACUCAAGAAUGCAAAGACAUUGCGAAAUACGUGAAAAGAUCAAUGAACACUUCAGUUGAUCCUUGUUCGAAUUUUUAUAAAUUUACAUGUGGCGGUUGGAUAAAAAGGAAUCCUAUCCCAAAAACAUCUUCAAGCUUUUCAACCUUUGCUAAGCUCAACAGUCGUGUAGAGAAAGCUUUGAGGAAAAUUAUUGAAGAUAAGACAGGAAAGUACGACAAUGAGUAUACCAAAAAGGCAAAAACCUUUUAUAAAUCUUGUAUGGACCUGAAGAGCAUCGACCAUCUGGGUGCGAAGCCUUUGGUAGACUUGAUUCGUGAUGUUGGUUCUUCUAAACUAUUUGAUUCUAAACAUUGGGAUGAAAAGAACUGGGAUUUAAGACAAACCUUGCUCAAGGUGCAGAAGAAAUAUGCAUCCGCAGGCGGGCCAUUAUUCUCAGUCCAUGUUGGGAACGACCCUAGGAAUAACAAGAGACAUAUUUUGGAGGUAAAUCUACUGAAAUCUACUGAAAUUUUGUAA